Messenger RNA from Salvelinus fontinalis (brook trout), 4930 nucleotides. Its product is annotated as protein 4.1-like. The record is from RefSeq and is a predicted model, not a curated record. Gene Ontology annotation, molecular function: structural molecule activity; actin binding. Lineage: Eukaryota; Metazoa; Chordata; Actinopteri; Salmoniformes; Salmonidae. Gene Ontology annotation, cellular component: cytoskeleton; plasma membrane. The transcript is spliced from 22 exons. The coding region runs from base 212 to 3106 and encodes 964 amino acids.
UACUCCCAAAAUAUAACCCUGGCUGUCCCAUCUAUCCCAGAAUCCCUAGCUGAGCUGCGUCUCUGACAGUCUAGUCUGCCGGUGAAGAGAGACUCUGAUGCUGUAGCAGGAUCACAAUCAAGAAGAAACUACCGCAACUUAACUACACCACGGAUAUUUUGCUCACGCAGUACCGGACGGACAGAGACGGCACUACACCGUGUGAUUGGCCAUGAUGACUGAAUCAGGAGCGGAUUCUGAGCCCAAGCAGCAGAAGGAGAAGGCAGUUGAGCACUUCCCAGCCGCCGCUGGACACAGUACACCAGCCAGAAAUAACCAGUUUGAGGACCUUUCAUCAACCAGAUCGUCAACCAGUCGCCUGUCAAUCAAGUCUCCACUGAGGGGAGUGAAGAAGCUGAAGACCACGCAGUGUAAAAUCACCCUGCUAGAUGGCUCCGACUACACCACCACGGUGGAUAAACAAGCCAGAGGCCAGCUGCUGUUUGCCAAGGUGUGUGACCAUCUGAACCUGCUGGAGACGGACUACUUUGGCAUGACGUACCGUGACGUGGAGAAUCAGAAGAACUGGCUGGACCCGAACAAGGAACUGAAGAAGCAGAUAAGGACUGGCCCUUGGAGCUUUACCUUCAACGUCAAGUUCUACCCCCCAGACCCUGCCCAGCUCUCUGAGGACAUCAGCAGGUACUACCUGUGUCUCCAGCUGCGUGAUGACAUGGUGUCUGGUCGUCUCCCCUGUUCCUUCACCACCCACACCAUACUGGGCUCCUACACGGUCCAGUCAGAGCUGGGGGACUAUGACCCAGAGGAGACGGAGUACAACAGUGAGCUCCGCUUCGCUCCAAACCACACCAAGGAACUAGAAGAUAAGGUCAUGGACCUACACAAGAACCACAAAGGGAUGACGCCAGCUGAAGCAGAGAUGCACUUCCUGGAAAAUGUCAAGAAACUGUCCAUGUAUGGAGUAGAUCUCCAUCACGCUAAGGACUCUGAAGGCGUAGAGAUCAUGCUAGGAGUCUGCUCCAGUGGUCUCCUCAUCUAUAGAGACCGACUGAGAAUCAACCGCUUCGCCUGGCCCACGGUGCUGAAGAUCUCCUACAAGAGAGACAACUUCUACAUCAAGAUACGCCCCGGAGAGUAUGAGCAGUUUGAGAGCAUGAUUGUCUUCAAGCUCCCUAACCACCGAGCAGCCAAGAGACUGUGGAAGACGUGUGUUGAGCAACACACAUUCUUCAGACUGGUGUCUCCAGAGGCCCCCCCUAAGAAGUUCCUAGGUCUCGGUUCUAAGUACCGCUACAGCGGUAGAACCCAGGCUCAGACCCGGAGAGUCUCCUCUCAGAUCAUCAGGGCCUCGCCCUUCUUCGAACGCUCCUCCUCCAAACGCUACCCCAUGUCACGUAGUCUCGACGGAGUGCCCAUAACAGAGAACCACCACACCCUGAUGACGAGGGAAGCUACACCAGCCAAAGCUGUCGCCACGGGAGACCUGAUCGCCACGGUAAUAACCCCAAAGAAGAAGGCAAAGGAGGAGGAGAAGGCUGAGGGAGAGGCGGAGCAGACCAACGCCGACGAGACGUCGGAUCACAACGUCGUCUCAACCCCGCUCAGACAUGACAACAAGACGGACAGCGAGCAAACUGACUUUGACUUGGACGGGGAAACCACGGCCUCUGAGUCGGAGCCAGAGGAUGAUUACUCUGAAAAGAAGACACAGGACACAGAAGAGGAGAAGGUGAAGCACCAGAGAGACAUCAACGAACUGAAAAGCUCCUUCCUAGCGAUACCAGGUGGUGCUGACGCCCUGGGACUGACGAGACUGUCCUCGUCUUCUCCGACACGCUCGCACAGCGGGGGAGUGGAGGAGGCACCUAUGAUAGAACCACUACACACCCUACAGGACCCAGAGACAGAGGAGGUUCCUGCUGCUGAGGAAGAGAUGCAGCAGGAGGUACAAGCUAAUGCCAUUGAGGCUACAGACAAGUCAGACAUGGUGGACCCUAGUGAUGUCAUGGUGGGGGCGGGGACUCCUGGAGCACAGGGUUGCCUGAUGACUCUGCGUGACUCCUUGGAGGACAUCACCAGUGACUGGAUGGACAGAGAGACGGACGAAGAAAAAGAGGACGGAGAAAGAAAGAAAUCACCAGUGUCUCCAGAGCUAAAUAUCAGUCCGGGGACAGUCAGACAGGAAGUCUCUACGGCCAUCUUGGACAAGAGAGGAACACUCAUCAUCCUGAGGGAAAUGGAGUCUGAAGACAAGAUGGACGCCGGUGACAAAAUGGAUGCCAGCUCAAUCUUCCCCGAUACCAACCAGGAUGAAGGAAGGGGGAGUUUUUCCAUCAAGGAGGAUGACGUUGGAGAUGAUCUGCCCCGAUCGAAGGAGAAAGAUAUCCAACUCACCUUGAAUGAAGACGAGACUGGCGGUGAGGUAGAUGUUAGGACCAUGUCUGAGGAGACCAGCAACAAGAGAGAGAUGUCUCUCAACUUAAACCAGACUGAGACUGAAGACGAAUUGGGUGGUAUUAACUCACUGAAGAUGAGUGAAGCUUCGUAUUCCUCUGUGGUCAUCACAAAGACAGAUGAACGGUCAGAGGUCGCCAGCAUGUCACGUGAGGAGGUGACAGACUUGGACCGGAUUACCCAGGAUGCACCGCUACAGAGAGAGGAGUCGUGCGGCCUGGACGAAGCCCGGAGCGACCUGUCACAGUCGAGCUUCGCCAACGGUCAAUUGGACACCAAACCAUCACCUGGAUCUCUAGCCAUGAGCUCAGCUGGAGAGGAGGAGGAGGAGGAGACAGGAAGGAGCCAAGAAGCACCUGAGACAGAGAUAUUCACCAAACCCGAGGCUGUGCCAGCAGAGGAAUCGACCACCGAGGAGGAUCCUGUAGUCCACACGGAGACGAAAACCCACGAGUCUUCACAGGGUGACACCAACGGUGACGCUGUCCCAGGUGUUCUGAGGAGCGCUCAGACUAUCGCCUCGGAAACCCCCGGCACCACGACAACCACACACAUCACUAAGACAAUAAAUGGAGGGAUCUCUGAAACCAGGAUAGAGAAGAGGAUUGUCAUCACCAGAGAAGCAGGAGAUAUUUACCCUGAUCAGGAGUAAGGACAGUUCUAUAUCCCCCUGGUAUAAGGACUCGCCCUCCAACCUCCAGCGUCAUGAUGGGACUUCGUUACAUUACUGUGCUGCCUACUGGGCCUGUUAGAACUACAGUAGAGACUAUAGAGGCAGCCUAUUGUUCUACAGACAGACUCUGCUCCGUAGAAAUAUCAUCUAUAGAACGGGUCUCCCCCCAUUGAAGUCAAUGAUGGCAUAAUAGAUUGUUAUUCUAUGCUUUGCUCUCUAUGGGCCCCGAUCCAUGUGGACUUUGUCUAAAUUAUCCAUUGAUGUCAAUGCGAGGGAAAAAGAGUAUAAUCAUAGAGUUUAACAUUCCUAUCAUCAGUCUCAUCCGUGAUUAUCAACAUGAAUAUUGCAUGAGCAAAACUAAGCAGUUUAUCAUUAUUAUGAAAAAUUAUUAUAUCAGAUUACUACUCCCAAACUGUCAGAUAAUAAACAAUGAUAUCAGAUUACUAAUCCCAAACUGUCAGAUAAUAAACAAUGAUAUCAGAUUACUAAUCCCAAACUGUCAGAUAAUAAACAAUGAUAUCAGAUUACUAAUCCCAAACUGUCAGAUAAUAAACAAUGAUAUCAGAUUACUAAUCCCAAACUGUCAGAUAAUAAACAAUGAUAUCAGAUUACUAAUCCCAAACUGUCAGAUAAUAAACAAUGAUAUCAGAUUACUAAUCCCAAACUGUCAGAUAAAAAAACAAUGAUAUCAGAUUACUAAUCCCAAACUGUCAGAUAAUAAACAAUGAUAUCAGAUUACUAAUCCCAAACUGUCAGAUAAUAAACAAUGAUAUCAGAUUACUAAUCCCAAACUGUCAGAUAAUAAACAAUGAUAUCAGAUUACUAAUCCCAAACUGUCAGAUAAUAAACAAUGAUAUCAGAUUACUAAUCCCAAACUGUCAGAUAAUAAACAAUGAUAUCAGAUUACUAAUCCCAAACUGUCAGAUAAUAAACAAUGAUAUCAGAUUACUAAUCCCAAACUGUCAGAUAAUAAACAAUGAUAUCAGAUUACUAAUCCCAAACUGUCAGAUAAUAAACAAUGAUAUUGUCAUAGCUGUUGCUUUCCUCAUCCUCUGAUGAGGUGAGGAGAGAAGGAUCUUCAGACCAAUAUGCGGAGUCAGGGAAAUAUGCCAUCUUUAUUUUAUAACGAAAACCGAUGACACGAAAACAAACACUUUAACAAACUACAAAAUAAGAAAACGACGUACAACGGAACCUGAACAUAAACUUACAUGGACAAACGUAAACUCACGAACAGGAACGGACAUCAAAACGAACGAACAGCCAAACAGCUCCAAAAGUGAAUACAUCGAACAUAACGAAGACAUCACAGGAGACAAUCACCCACAAACAAACAGUGAGAAUGCCCUACCUAAAUAUGACUCUUGAUUAGAGGAAAAUGCAAACCACCUGCCUCUAAUCAAGAGCCAUACCAGGCAAACCGAAACCAACAUAGAAACAGAUAACAUAGACUGCCCACCCAAAACACAUGCCCUGACCAUAAACACAUAAAAACUAACAUAAAUAGGUCAGGACUGUUACAGUACCCCCCCCCCCAAGGUGCGAACGCCGGGCGCACCAGCACAAAGUCCAGGGGAGGGUCCGGGUGGGCAGUUGACCACGGUGGUGGCUCAGGCUCCGGGCGCGGUUCCCACCCCACCAUAAUCCAUCCUAACUUCCUCCCACAAAGAAUGUCCACCCUCUCUUUUCCCCCACACAAUUCUCUUAAUAAUAUAUUUAAUAAGGAUAACACCGGGACAGAGAGAUAAAUCAAGAUAGAGGGAUAGAUAAGACUAUAGAGAUAGAUGAAGAUAGAGAGGGAGA